Messenger RNA from Bactrocera oleae (olive fruit fly), 2782 nucleotides. Lineage: Eukaryota; Metazoa; Arthropoda; Insecta; Diptera; Tephritidae. The record is from RefSeq and is a predicted model, not a curated record.
ACUCACUCAGCUGUCUCUUUCGUUAUACACUUCACUGGUCUUGCUUUACGUGUUGGUGCCGCUCUUCGGUGACGACGCCACACAUCUAUGUGCUACGAGUUUCGCGUUAUGGAGCUUGUUCGGUCUGUUUUCUGGUGUAUGACACUCAGUCGCGCGUCGGGUUCCUUGUAAAUUUCACGUGUUUGGUCUGGUUUUGCAACAGUUUGCCGGUUUUAACUUUUAGCUGUGGUUGUUGUUAUUGUUGUGCGUUUACCGAAUACUUGCUUUGCAUUUUUAUUUUUUAUUAUCGCGCGUGUUUGUGACUUUGCAUUUGCUUUUGCCUUCGCCAGACGGUAAACACCCAUAUACGAGCUCUAGCCAGAGUGUUGGAGUUCGGAAGAAGUACAAUUGCGGAUCUGCCUUUCUGCCUUUGGGUUCACAUUUUUGGAAGGAGAUAUGAAAAAUGUAAGUGCACAGAGCCGGUAUUUAUUAUUCUCAAUCAUUCGUAAUUUUAUUUAAACGCUUUAGCAUAAAGUGAAUGUAGUUGCUUGAAGAGGUUUUUGUUUUGAAGCUAUAGGUAGUCAAUUAUUAUGGAUAUAUAUCUACAUAAGUUCAUACAUACAUACAUAUGUACAUAAGUAGUCUGAAGUGAUAGAGAGAAAUUACGGGCGGUCCGUUAGGGUCUAAAAUUGUGUAAUUGGUAGUAUAGUUAGUAAAACACCGAAACAACCAUAUGCUUGCGAACCAAAGCUGUGGAGGGGAAGACACUUUUCAACGGAGGGAAUUUAUACCGAGUCAUUUGUAUUUGGCACUCGCUUAAAAACACUAAAUAUUCGGCAUGUGUGUUCUAAGAGAUCAGACAUACAUAUUUAUUAAUUUCUUUUCAAAAUGUCACGUGGCACAGACAUGAUCGAAGAUGAACGAAAAAAACAACAUUAUUCGAUGGUGAAGUGAAAUCUUUUCACGAAAUAUCUUAGCGCAUUAAUAGAAGUUAUAAAGUAGUAGGACAUUUUUUAAGAGAUCAUAAAACAUAUGGUAUUAAAAAUGAUCAUUGUGGAAGAAAAAAAUCGUCAACGUCGUGCAAAUCGUGAUUGUCAACGUCUGGAUAUCAUUCGUAAAGUGCAAAAAAUGGAAGAAUCACCAGCUGUAAGAACAUAUUUUCUAAAGGAAAGACAGAAUAAAAGUUAUAAUAUUGACAAAUUAAUUGAGGAACAAAUGCCUGUCAGAAAGUUACUGAGUAAGGGCACACGGAAAUCGCUGCCCUCUAAGCAAACAAAACAGGCCUUCCAUAAUCAAUACACUCCCACACGCUAUGAACGUGAACGCGCCACAAUGAAGAACAAGCCGCGCAAGGUGCUCAAUCUGGAAGAGCGCGUACUGGCCAUACGCUUGUACCAAGAGAAGCCGGUAUACCAGCGUGUGGCUUCCAUCUUCAAGUGCAGUUGGGAGCAAGUACGCAACGUCAUAGCUAAUCGCGACGACAUAUUGCGCUAUUAUGGCGAAUGUCAGACUGUGACGCACAAGGAUACGCCGCAAUUUGCGCGCAACAAAAAAAUCAACUUUCUCGGCAAUAUCACAUACGAGUUUGUGCGACGCGCCUACUACCAUCGCAGCGCGACGCUCAACGAUGAAACUUUGCGACAGCGUGCACUCAAACUACGUGACAUCCUGCAAAUCCAACAGUUUCAUCCGAAUAAGGCAUGGUUGGCCGAUUUCAAGAAGGUCUACAAUGUAGAGUGGCAAAAUUUGGACGCGCUAAUUAUAUGCGGUGUACCGCCUCGUUCGCUUGAUAACAAGGAUUUGAUUGAAUAUUGUACACGUAUGAUUUCGAAGGCGCAGUCGAUGAUAGGUAAAGUGCCCAAACCGCUGUCAAAGAAGGAGAGCUCGCAACUCUACGAUACAGAGGAUGCGGAUAAUGAGUCGGCCAGUAGUGAUGACGCUGGCGUUGGUGGUGGUGUUGAAGGUAGUUUCGAUGACAACGCAUCCGAAUCGAUGUUCGCUGAGCAAUUCGAUAACGUGCCUGUGGUGAAUGAAAUUGACGAUUUUUCCGGCACUUAUUUAGACACACCAGACAAUGAAGAUGAAGGCUUCAAUGGUUUUGAGCCCACAGGCGCCAACAACAAUUACGCUGACACUAUGGAAACAGAAACAUACGAUUUACCACGUACUACCGUAAGCCACGAGGCUGCAGCGCUCACAGAAAUAACAGCGGAGCCAGCUUUGUUAGCCGAAGUGCAGAUUAAGCAGGAGCGACGCAGUCGCAGUCGUAGCCGCAGUCCGCCAUUGCUAUCGCCAUUGACCGUGACAAGUGGCACGAGCACAAGCGCCACGACAGCGGGUGGUGGUGGUGGUGUUGGCGUCAAACGCAAGCAUUCAGCUACAACAACACCAAAUACAACAACAAAUAGUGGCGAAUCAAAUAGCAAGCGUAUAAAAACCGAUGUUAUGACCACUUACGCGGAGGCGUUGCGCAAUUUGUGCCCUUUAGAGGACUUCGCGGCGCAGCAAGAGGAUUUUCAGGCCAUAAAUUUGUUGAUGCAAUUGGCGCGCGUCUUCGAGAAGGGCGCUAAACGCAGUACUGCACAAAAACGAAUAUUUAAUUCGUAAUUAAAGCUUUCUGAAAAAUAAAAAAAAAUUAUUUAAAAAAAUAUGUAUGUAUGUAUGUACGUUUAUGAAUACGAGAGUGUGUAAAUAUGUUAGUUUGAGGCUCUCUAUGUAGAUAUUCCGUGCAUUAAGUGAUGCAUAAGAAGUUAAUACACAAGAGUAAUAUAAAUAAAAUGCCCCACAAUUAAUCGAAAUAUUA